CGACGACGACAGACGGUUCUCUCCAGGACUCUCCGCGAAAGUCUCCAUUCAUUUUUAUCCGUUGUUUAUUGGAUAGUGAUAAUAAACUACUCCGGAUCUUCCAAUGGGUUUUCCAGUGGAAAAUACGAAAUUGCUUUCUAUGCAAUUCCCAUAUCUGUUUGUGGGAAUAUGUCGCUGUGGUAAAAAGCAGAGGGCAGUAUCUAUCGAGAUCGAAUAAUUUAUUUAUUUGUAGUUUCUAGUUUAUUUUUGUACGUCGUAUGCCUUUCCUAUUGUUUUUUCGCGCGGAUUGGCCGAAACUGUUUCGAGCCAGUAGCAACGAAUAAGUUGUCGUCGCCACGUAACACCACCAGUGAUUCAUCCGAUGCUUCAAACAAUUCAAGACGUGUAUAGCAUCGCGCCAGUUGAUAAAGCUUUACAACGUCAUUGAGAAACUCGGAAAAUAGUGGUGGGAGUUUAUUACCGUCCGUAUCAAUUGGAAGAUAACUCGGAAAACGAAAGAAAAUACACGAGAAAUAUUUUUCAUCUGCAUUUUUAUGAAAAAUAUGUUAUCACGUUAGCGUUAAGACCAAGUUGAGUUAUCAUUAAAUCAGGGAAGAAUACUUCAAAGAAGAGAGAAGUUUCGCGUCGAAAUGAUCGUGUGAACUUUGUGUUUACGAUCCGUUUCCGGUUUGUAUCGACGAAAACUCGACAGAAUCGAGUUUCGCGAAACAAAGAAGGACAUCACAUCCGGUCAGGUAGAAAUAUAUACGCGAUGGAAAAUGCUGGGACCGUAAUAUCCGUGAGCAAGCGAGUGAGCGAGCGAGCGACUCUUUGGUCUCGGUUUAGCCUUUAUGUACGCGCCAUAUAUUCGAAGGGACUUGCAGAGCGCGUGUACACGCCAUACAAACGUACCGGGUAUAUAAAUGGCGUAAAGGCUGUUCUCCCAGCGAGCAGGGCCGUUUUAAGAAGCCCGCAGACCCUACAUUUCCGUUCCGAGGGAACGAGCAACGAAACAAUAUCGCGGCUCGUAAAACGGCGAACGGAUUAAACGAGCACGUAUUUAACACCAAGACUGGGGCUGAAUGAUUGCCAGGCCGCGGAAAUUGGAAGAGGAGAUUGCGUGGUACAGUUGGUAAAUCGAUUCAGCCGUUUGAUCCAUGUAACACUCGCAUUUACACGAAGAUACGAAACGCGGAGGAUCGGGACGAUCAACAAAGAGUCGAUUCUCCAUUUAUUUUGACGACCGAGUAACGCGAUUUCUUAGGGAAAUGGGUCUCAUUGUCUGCAGAUCUUUAAAAAAUGUGAAUCAAUCGUCUAUUGAUUUCCAAAGAGUGUGUAAGUUUCUCGGGAUUUCGAGCUUGUUUACGAAAGAACAGAAUAAUAAACACCAAGUAGGUAGAAAAAGAUUAAAACGGUUAAUGUAAAUGAAUUAUCUAUUGACCUGAGUCGAAACUUUAGUCCUACUUCAGACCUGAACUUUCUAACAUCUGUAUGUUCGGAAGAAUCAGUAUAAUAUAUAUGGAAACUACUUAGCGCUUUUAUAUUGCAGAAAACGCAAUAAAAUCCUACUUGAAAGAAAACUUUACGAAAAAGCUAGUAAAUUAAAUAUAAUCAAAAGAGAUUGAUAUAAAAGACUUCAAAAUAAGUGUUAAAUGAAAUAUUGAAGUAGAAUCAAGAUUUUGUCUCGAAGGUUUUCAAGGAAUGUAAGUUUCAUAGGAUUUCAAGUUUGUUUAUGAAAGAACAGAAUAAUAAAUCAAGUAUGUAGGAAGAGACCAAGACGAUAGACUCGAAGCGGAUGUCGGUAAAAUAUUAAUUAUCGCGGCUUAAUCGACGUGAAAAGCGGUCCAUCGGUUAGUCGAGACAUUUUCUUUUCAUGAAAUAAAGGAGACUGCCACACUUCGCGCACCUGUCCGUCUGUUUGCACACACGCCGAGUAUAUAUCCUGUCUCUCCUUGAAAUUUAUGAUCGCAUCUGUUUUGAAAUCAUGAAGAACUUUCUCCCGCAGGACAAUGCGCGAUAGAAAAACUCGAUCUUCGAGACCUCGCGUUCCUUACUAUCGAUUGUCGCGUGACUCAACUUGCUGUGGCAAAAUCACCCUUGGAUCAAGCCGAGAUGCGGACAUCUCGGUGGCCGGCACCGGCGUCGAGUCCGUCCAUUGCGCGAUCGAGAACAAUAACGGCGUGGUCACUCUACAUCCCAUAAAUGGAAACACGUUUGUCGACGGUGUGCCGAUAAAUUCGCCAGUGAGACUCGCACAAGGUUGCAUGCUCUCGAUAGGUCGCUCGAACUACAUGCGUUUCAACCACCCGGCCGAGGCGAAGCACCUGCGAUCCAUCUUGCCCCACUCGAGGAUCUCGAUGGCGCCGAUAAGUUUCUCCUCGCUGACCGAUGGCCAGCCGCAAGAGAAGCUUCAUUUGGAACGGAAGCCGCCUGUCGCGCCACGGAAAUCCCCUAGGAACUCUUGUUCCGAUGACGAAAUCGGUUUCCUCGGCAAGCUGACGAAAUUCGAGAUGCUGUCGAAGCAGAACCGGGCCAACUGCGUCUCCCCGAAGGUCUUCCCGGUCGGCGCGCUCACGACCAACGUGCCGGCUGACCAGAUCCUUGGCCACUCGAGAUCGUCCAGUCUGGUAUCCCUAGCGAGGUCGCCGGUGAACGGCUGCGACGUCACAAACAACAACGUCGGCGACAACGACAACUCUCUGGCGAGGAGCCUUCGUCGCGGCGACGAAGUUUCUCGCCAGAGGAGUCCGGACUCGCGUAGCACGCAAUCGAACACCAUCAACGCCCCACAAUGUCAGAAUCACAAUCAGAUUAGGAUGUACUCGGCGGAGACUUAUCUCAAGACAUGCAGACCUUAUUACCGCGAGUGCGGCGGUAAUGGCAGGAACGCGCGAUCGCCGUCUCUCGGAGGGGCCGCGAUCCCAAAACUCGUGGCUGCGCGAAGCGACCUGAUGUCUCGAAGUAUGACCUGCCAGAGCUCCAACGAGCUGGAGCAACUGGCCGACCGCGACUACGACAUGAGCCAAAGCCUGAUCGUCACGAAGACGACCACCACGGAGUUCCUGCAGCUAGGCAAGUACGGAUCCAACCCGAGCAUCUGCGACUCCAACGUCGACGGAGACAUGAACGCCGGGCUCUCUAGGUCGCCCACGGCUCGUGGCUUCGGCUCGAAUCCGAACAUCAAGAGGAUUCAGCCACCGAGCCCGGCGUUCAAUCGAAAUCCGCGGUACAGCGAGCAGAAGAGAACUCACGCGAGGGUCAAGAGUCCCACUCCGAGCGUCGGUAGCGCUUGCUCCCUCGAGGAAUCGCGGGAAAGGCAAGCCGACGCGGAGAACAAACGCAGGGAGGCGGAGACCAAGAGGAAACGGGCGCAGGAAGAGAGGUUGAGGGAGCAAGAGGUCGAGAGACAAGAGAAAAUGCGACUGGAGGAGAUUCUGGCGAUGUGCGCCGAGUAUGAGAGACAAAGCACUGUCGAGAAGCCACGACAGCCGAAUCGGAUAAUAACGAACGGAUCUCUGCCGCGCGACAAGAGACUCGGCUAUCAAUCUCCCUUCGAGAGUCCGAAGAGUCCUUCCAAGAACCAGCCGCACUUCUCCUUCGACGCUUGGAAGCAGAUCGGCACCUGCGGCGCGGCGUCGUACGAAAACGUGUCCGUCCAAAAUUCCAAGCUCGUUUUCCAGAACGGCGAUUCGUCCGGCAAUCACAAGGACCAAUUCGCCCAAGCCGACAGUCAUUCGCGCGACGUUCCCGCGGGAUUACCGUACGCGAACACCUUGAACGACAAUCAGCCGACCAAGUAUCUGAACGUUCGCGACGCAAGCGGCAACUACAAUUUCUCAGGCGCGACUGAUCAGACUCACGGCAGCAAUUACGAAAACAUUAUAAUCGGCAACCACGACAAGAAGCACGACGGGACAGGCAAUUACAUGCAGACUCACGACGAUACCGGCGACUCGACGUACGGGACGAUUCGAUUGAACGGGACGGGAAUCGAGCCGGCGCAGCGUGCGAUGCAGAGCGCGAACGCGAAUCUCUACGAGAACGUCGCGUUCUCGGCGACACGGAACAAUGAUCAGAAUCGUUCUAUGCCAAAGAAGCACGGCCAGUUGUCGAACUCGUGCGAAAUGAUCGAGAAUAAGCUCACCAUAUCGAACGACGACCUGCUCGAGGCGAUAGAGCAGCUGUCCAUGCUCUCGAAAUCCAAAGAGAUCUGCGUGACGCCCAAGCGAAACAACAGCGAGAAGGAUAACGCCAAGUCUAACGAGGCGAAGGCUGAUAAGGAGAGGAAGCAGCUGGAGGAGGAAGAUAGGAAGAAAUAUGUCGAAUUCCUGCGCAAUGAAAAACUGCACAUUCUCGGCAACAUGGACGCGCUAAAGAGGAGCGUCGCCGAGAUUGAGGCUCAGGAGGAAGAAAUUACUAGAGAGUUCGAGAUGGAGAAGGCGCUGCUGUCCGCGGAAUAUGAAUCGGAAUCCUUGAAACUCGUCCAGGACGAGGGAGAGAAGAUCAAGGUGCAAAUGCGAAUAAACGAGCUGGAGAGAGAAAUGGCGGAGGAUAACGCGAUGCAUUCGCAUUUGCAAGCUGAAGCGAAGCAACGCGUUCAGAGAACGCAUCAAGUCUGCGUCCGACUGGACGAGCAAUUGAUCAGUUGUGCGGACGAAAUUACGCGGCAGGAUAUCGCCGAUGAACUGACGGCGCAGCAAGAUGCUCUUGAGAGCGAGAGGAAAGCUUUCGAGGACAUGGAGUUUCAUCACCUCGAGGAAGAGGCGAGCAAACUGGCCACGAGAGAAGAACUGCAGAGAUACUUGAGCGAGCUCACAAGCAAGAUCGAGACGAGAAAAUCGCAGCUGAACUACUUGGAGUCACAGCGGUGCGAGGCGAAGAACGCGGCAGCCAAAGACGCUAGGAGUCUUGAGAGGCAGAAAUUGGGACAUCUGAAGAGGCUGGAGGAGGGACGAAAUCGGGUACGAGAGAUAAACGAAGAGCUUGACUGUCUGGCUCAAAAUUUCGCCGAGCAUUCUGAGGAGAAACGAUCGCCGAGUAGAGAAGAUUUCGACAGAAUCUCCAGAGUGACCAACGACUCGCCGAUCGUGAACAAUCAGGGCAGUUUGGGAAGGAAGACGAUCGAGUCGCUCAAAGAAAUAGAAAGGAACCGGCAGCUUCAUUUGGCCAAACAAGGGAGUCAAGUGAUCUCGGAGGAAAGACGCAGAGUCGAGGAGUUGAAGAGACGCGUGCAGGACGAGGUCCGUUCGCAGUGGGAGGAGAGAAAAAUGAACUGUGCGUCGUUCAACAGCGUCGAAUCCGGCGAGGAGUCUUCCAGUUAUUCGACUGGACCGACAGAAAGCGGUAGUGGAAGUAGCGACGGUGCGGAGGGCGGAAAUAACGAAAAAUUGUCGCCCAGCAAGCUUUCGGAGCUCACUUCGCCCAGUCCAGGACCGUCGAAUAACUCUUACAGUUUGCUUCAAAAUGAUAAUAUGAGAGACGACAGGAGAACAUCGAUGGAAGGUGAGAGACUUAGCGACAAUAGUGGCGGUGGCGGAAGAGGAGGAGGAGGAGGAGGAGGAGGAGGAGGAAGUGGAGGAGGAGGAGGUGGAGGUGGAGGAGGAGGAGGAGGCAGCGUCGGCAGCGGUGGCGGCGGCGGGAUCAAUGACGGAAACGAAAGUCGCCCGCUUUCUCAAACAUCCAGCGAGAUGGAUACCCUUAGCCCACUGCAGCCCAUCAAACAUCGCGAAAAGGCAAAACUUCAGAGGCCACUCACGAGAUAUCUGCCUAUCAAGUCGGAGUCCCUGGACCUAAGGCAUCACAUAGAAACUGCCGGCCAUCAGCUACCCCUAAUCUAUGAUGUUACGAUCGACACCACGAGUUGCAGUGGCUAUUUGUCGAAGAUGAGCAAGAAGUUUCAUCAUUGGAACAAGCGGUGGUUCGUCUUCGAUCGCAAGCGGAAGACAUUGUCUUACUAUAGCGACAAUACGUCCAGAAAAGCUCGCGGCGUGAUCUACUUUCAGUCGAUCGAGGAAGUCUACGUGGAUCACAUGAAUACCGUCAGAUCGCCGCAGCCUUCUCUCACUUUCAUCGUCAAGACCUCCUUCAGACUCUAUCAUCUCAUGGCACCCAGUCCGGAAGCUAUGCGCGUCUGGGUCGACGUUGUGUUCACCGGCGCGGAAGGAUAUCACGAAUUCGACCAUGGCAUUUGAUAGAGGGCUCGGUUGUUAAACGCAACAACGUAUUUGCGACACGCGUUAUUUCGGUACGCCGGACCCAACGAGAGAUAAGAGUACAAGCGAUUUCCGAUCUUUGAAAUCUCGCGUAACUACACCGAGAACGAUUGCAAUUUUCGAAGCAUCUGAUAUAAAUCGGAAAUGGCGACUGAUUUUACGAAUUUUAACUUUUUGCGUCGUAGCGCGCUUUGAUGCAACGUGCAUCAUCAGAUAUAGCCCAGAUUAGACCAGGAAAGGCUUAAAUUUUUCUUGAUGGUCGACAACAGAUAUUUUAACAGACCCGCGCAUCCCCGUAAUGGAAAACUUUCGGGCAAGGUUAAUCUAUUAUACUAAAAAGCAUUGUCCGUAUUCGGUAUCGAUGAAAGACACGAGACACUCGUUUGCAUUACGGUUUGUACGCAUUUUCAAGAAGUUAGGAGCGCAUCAAAUGGUCAAACGAUUGUAAGCUCACGGACUUGCAUGGUAAUCGGUACUUAACUUCGGGAAAUUAAUCAAGAACAAGUUCUCUCAUUGGAUUAUGAACUGCGUUCCGAACUGCAUCGAAAAGAGAAGCGUUCAAACCGUGUGGAAAUCGAGUGCACAUUAACUAUACCGAAAAAGUAGAAGUAAGGAAUGUAUGAAUCGGGCCGCUAUAAUAAACGAGGCAGUUGAGAGCAGAUUAAAAAUAUAAGAUGUCACAGCUAUUUAUAUAUAACAGCGAAUUGAAAUAAAUAUUUCAGUACGUA
This is a messenger RNA of Odontomachus brunneus, 6919 nucleotides long. Its product is annotated as pleckstrin homology-like domain family B member 1. Bases 1989 to 6170 code for a protein of 1393 amino acids. The transcript has 12 exons. Lineage: Eukaryota; Metazoa; Arthropoda; Insecta; Hymenoptera; Formicidae. Gene Ontology annotation, molecular function: protein binding. The record is from RefSeq and is a predicted model, not a curated record.